Messenger RNA from Saimiri boliviensis boliviensis (Bolivian squirrel monkey), 3791 nucleotides. It is a transcript of the gene ZNF865, whose product is annotated as zinc finger protein 865. The record is from RefSeq and is a predicted model, not a curated record. Lineage: Eukaryota; Metazoa; Chordata; Mammalia; Primates; Cebidae.
GCUGCCGGGGAGGGGGGGAGGGGGCGGCACUUCCGGUCGGGCCCUCGGGUCUCCCCGGAGCGGCGGCGCCUCCUCCGCCUCCUCGGCCUCCUCCCGGCGGAGACCCCGGCGCCGGGUCUCGAGUCUCCUACUUGCCGGAGAUGGAGGCGAACCCAGUGGGCAGCGGAGCCGGGGGAGGCGGGAGCGGCGGCCUUGGGGGCGAGGACGGGGUGCACUUCCAGAGCUACCCCUUCGACUUCCUGGAAUUCCUCAACCACCAGCGCUUCGAGCCCAUGGAACUGUAUGGGGAACACGCCAAGGCGGUGGCGGCCCUGCCCUGCGCCCCCGGCCCCCCGCCGCAGCCCCCGCCGCAGCCGCCGCCCCCGCAGUAUGACUACCCGCCCCAGUCCACCUUCAAGCCCAAGGCGGAGAUGCCCUCCUCGUCCUCCUCGUCCUCCUCGUCCUCCUCCUCGUCCUCCUCAUCCUCCUCUUCGUCCUCUUCCUCUUCUCAAGCCAAGAAGCCGGAUCCGCCCCUGCCGCCCGCCUUCGGGGCCCCCCCUCCUCCCCUCUUUGAUGCUGCUUUUCCCACCCCACAGUGGGGCAUCGUGGACCUCUCGGGACACCAGCACUUGUUUGGGAACCUGAAGCGAGGUGGGCCCGCAUCCGGGCCGGGGGUGACGCCCGGGCUGGGCGCUCCUGCGGGGGCCCCAGGGCCACUGCCCGCCCCCUCACAGACCCCGCCGGGACCCCCCGCGGCGGUGGCCUGCGACCCCACCAAGGACGACAAGGGCUACUUCCGGAGGCUGAAGUACCUGAUGGAGCGGCGCUUCCCCUGCGGCGUGUGCCAGAAGUCCUUCAAGCAGUCCUCGCACCUGGUCCAGCACAUGCUGGUGCACUCGGGAGAGCGGCCCUAUGAGUGCGGUGUCUGCGGCCGCACCUACAACCACGUGUCCAGCCUCAUCCGCCACCGCCGCUGCCACAAGGACGUGCCCCCGGCCGCGGGGGGCCCGCCCCAGCCCGGUCCCCAGCUCCCGCAGCUGGGCCUCCCGGCGCCCGCUGCCAGCACUGCGGCUGCCCCUGCCGCCCCCUCCACCGUGUCCUCGGGUCCUCCCCCCACGCCCACGGCUCCCACCCCCUCCGCAGACGGUAGCGCUGCCCCUGCUGGUGUUGGGGUGGCCCCUCCCGCCACCGGGGGUGGCGACGGCCCGUUCGCCUGUCCGCUCUGCUGGAAGGUUUUCAAGAAGCCCAGUCAUCUGCACCAGCACCAGAUCAUCCACACAGGCGAGAAGCCCUUCUCCUGCUCCGUGUGCAGCAAGAGCUUCAACCGCAGGGAGAGCCUGAAGCGCCACGUGAAGACGCACUCCGCGGACCUGCUGCGCCUGCCCUGCGGCAUCUGCGGGAAGGCCUUCCGCGACGCCUCCUACCUCCUCAAGCACCAGGCGGCCCACGCGGGCGCGGGGGGACCUCGGCCCGUGUACCCCUGCGACCUGUGUGGCAAGUCCUACUCGGCGCCGCAGAGCCUGCUCCGCCACAAGGCCGCCCACGCCCCGCCCGCUGCCGCCCCCGCCGCCGAGGCCCCCAAGGGUGGGGCGGCCUCCGCUCCGCAGCCCCCGCCCACCUUCCCCCCGGGCCCGUACCUCCUGCCCCCCGACCCUCCCGCCACCGACAGUGAGAAGGCGGCCGCGGCAGCUGCAGCGGUGGUGUACGGCGCCGUGCCCGUCCCGCUCCUGGGCGCCCAUCCGCUGCUGCUCGGCGGCGCUGGGACCAGUGGGGCGGCAGGCUCGGGCGCCAGCGUCCAGGGAAAGACGUUCUGCUGCGGCAUCUGCGGGCGCGGCUUCGGCCGCCGCGAGACCCUGAAGCGUCACGAGCGCAUCCACACGGGCGAGAAGCCCCAUCAGUGCCCCGUGUGCGGGAAGCGCUUCCGUGAAUCCUUCCACUUGAGCAAGCACCACGUGGUGCACACGCGCGAGCGGCCAUACAAGUGUGAGCUGUGCGGCAAGGUCUUUGGCUACCCUCAGAGCCUCACCCGCCACCGCCAGGUGCACCGGCUCCAGCUGCCCUGCGCCCUGGCCGGGGCCGCGGGCCUCCCCUCCACCCAGGGCGCCCCGGGGGCCUGUGGGCCGGGGGCCUCGGGCGCGGCCGCAGGGCCCGCGGAUGGGCUGAGCUACGCCUGCUCGGACUGCGGCGAGCACUUCCCGGAUCUCUUUCACGUCAUGAGCCACAAGGAGGCCCACAUGGCAGAGAAGCCAUACGGCUGCGACGCCUGCGGCAAGACCUUCGGCUUCAUCGAGAACCUCAUGUGGCACAAGCUGGUCCACCAGGCCGCCCCUGAGCGCCUGCUCCCGCCCACACCCGGCGGCACGCAGCCCCCAGACGGCUCCAGCGGCACGGAUGCAGCCAGUGUGCUGGACAACGGGCUGGCAGGGGAGGUGGGGGCAGCCGUGGCGGCGCUAGCUGGGGUAUCCGGCGGCGAGGACGCAGGCGGGUCAGCAGUGGCGGGGGCCGGCGGGGGUGCCAGUUCAGGCCCGGAGCGCUUCAGCUGUGCCACGUGCGGCCAGAGUUUCAAGCACUUCCUGGGUCUCGUGACUCACAAGUACGUGCACCUGGUGCGACGGACCCUGGGCUGCGGCCUCUGCGGCCAGAGCUUCGCGGGCGCCUACGACCUGCUCCUGCACCGCCGCAGCCAUCGGCAGAAGCGGGGCUUCCGCUGCCCGGUGUGCGGGAAGCGCUUCUGGGAGGCGGCCCUGCUGAUGCGCCACCAGCGCUGCCACACGGAACAGCGGCCAUAUCGGUGCGGCGUGUGCGGCCGAGGCUUUCUGCGCUCCUGGUACCUGCGGCAGCACCGCGUGGUGCACACUGGCGAGCGGGCCUUCAAGUGUGGUGUGUGCGCCAAGCGCUUCGCGCAGUCUUCCAGCCUGGCCGAGCACCGGCGGCUGCACGCCGUGGCCCGGCCCCAGCGCUGCAGUGCCUGCGGCAAGACCUUCCGCUACCGCUCCAACCUGCUGGAGCACCAACGGCUGCACCUGGGCGAGCGCGCCUACCGCUGCGAGCACUGCGGCAAGGGCUUCUUCUACCUGAGCUCGGUGCUGCGCCACCAGCGCGCCCACGAGCCGCCGCGGCCCGAGCUCCGCUGCCCCGCCUGCCUCAAGGCCUUCAAGGAUCCCGGCUACUUCCGUAAGCACCUGGCUGCCCACCAGGGCGGCCGGCCCUUCCGCUGCUCCUCCUGCGGCGAGGGCUUCGCCAAUACCUACGGCCUCAAGAAACACCGCCUGGCGCAUAAGGCGGAGAACCUCGGGGGUCCUGGAGCAGGGGCGGGCACUUUGGCCGGGAAGGAUGCCUGACCGAGGGCUUCCCAUCCCACGCCCACCAGAGGCCCCCUUCUGGACUCCCUCCUACCAGGGCUCCUCAGACUCUUCCCCUCGCCCCCGCUGUUGCCCGCUCCUUCAGAACUUCGACGGACUGGCGACCUUCAGGCGCACGCCCGACAGGCUCACGACGGAAUCACUCCCAUCCUCGACCUCUCCGCCCUCUCCUCAUCCCAUCAGACACUGAACCCGAUCCUCCGUCCAACCCUCUCUUGUGACCCUCAUCAGUCCCCCGCCCCAGCAGCGCUCUGCCCCAGUAAACUUUGGCGGAGAUGGGUCUGAACAGCCCCCUCCCCGUCCUUUGAAAUCUGGCUGGACAGUGGAGUAUGCACAGAGUUGGGAGGGCACAAGGGGGUGCUGGGUGCUCUUUGGGGUGGGCGGGUGGGAGUCGGGGUGGCAGACGCGGCUUGUACAAAGCGGAGAAUAAUAAACCUUAUCAUGAGGGCC